AUGUUUGCAGCAACGAUGUGUAUGUUUAAUCAAUCAAGGCAACACUGCCGUCGUCGUGCUCCGAAUGUGGACAAACGUAGGGAGUCUCGGGGUAAGAAUCUCUUGGAAGAUUACUUUAUCCCAAAUUUGUUAUAUCAUGUUUCUAAGUUUCGAGAGAGAUAUAGAAUGCAGCCACAUUUGUUCCAAAAAAUCAUGCAUGAUAUUUGUAAUUACGACACAUACUUCAUUCAGAAGUAUGAUGUUGUUGAUGUUUUGGGUCUUCUCCCGGAGCAAAAACUUACAACUGCUUUGCGGAUGCUUGCUUAUGAGGCAUCUGCAAAGCAGGUGGAUGAGAUUGCAAGGUUGAGAAAAUCAACUGUCCUAGAGUGGUUGGCUCGAGGUUUCCCAGGAAUGAUUGGAAGCAUCGAUUGCAUGCACUGGCAGUGGAAGAAUUGUCCUACUGCUUGGCAAGAAGAGUACGGGAAUCGGAAGGGCCAAAAAAGUAUAAUUUUGGAGGCCAUAGCUUUAUUCGACUGUUGGGUUUGGCAUGCCUUCUUCGGGGUUACCGGAUCUCAGAAUGACCUCAAUGUCCUUGGUCAAUCACCGGUAUUCGACGAGGUGGAUGACAUUCGUGAAAACAAUUCCGAAUCCCCAAUCCGAGAAGAAAAAAGCUUUGCUGCCUUUCAAGAAAGUUAUAGGAAAGACGUGGAAAGGUGUUUCGAUAUCUUGCAAGCUCGUUGGGUAAUUAUUAGAGGUGCUGCUCAGAUGCUAGAUGAGGAGCCCGAACUGUUACUUCGGGAUGGUCAAUACAACAACCCCAUGAUUGAUCGUUAUCAAGAAAUGCAAUCUUCAUAUGUUCACGAGAGACGUCAACUUGACUUGAUCGAGCACUUGUGUGAGAUGAAAGGCAAUCACAGUGGAUGA
Messenger RNA from Prunus armeniaca (apricot), 903 nucleotides. Lineage: Eukaryota; Viridiplantae; Streptophyta; Magnoliopsida; Rosales; Rosaceae. The record is from the annotation of a GenBank genome assembly.